ACCUCUUGUUGAGUGCAGACAAAAUUGUUUGCACAGUCCAGAAUGUGGUGAUAACCUCUGAACCGACGUCCGGGCAUAUAAAACUCAGUAGUCAGUCCCGCGCACUAGUGAUUCACAGACGUCUGAGACAACAUGAUCGCCUUUGUACUGUGCGCCCUCGUCGCCGCGGCGGCUGCGGCCCCGCACAUCGACUACCCCAGGAGAGAGUUCAUGCCUCACCUCCACAUACAAGCCCGCCCCUACCUGAACGGCGAUAUCUUCGACACAUCAAAAUUCUGGGCGGACAUGUCCCGAGAAUUAAGGGACUUUGACGAUAUGAUGAACGACUUCGUUCGCAGAUUCCCUACCAGCACAUCACAAGAAGGAUUCGAAGGUAACGAAUACAAAAUUACUAUCCCCCUAUCUGACUUCGAAGAGAAGGACAUCGUUGUGAAGGCCCGUGAAGGAUUGUUGAUGGUGCAAGCGAUCCACAUCUACGCGGAAGGUAUGUCCAAGAACUACUUGGAUGUGAGGACUCUACCUGACACUGUGAAUGUGGCCGGUAACUGGGUGUUCGACAAGGGAGUCUUGAAGAUCACGUUCCCUCUGAAGAGUGGAGCUGUGACACCAGCGCCUGUCCCGACCACGACGCAAUCGUCGUUUGAGACUGAACGGCCGACCUUUGGUGGUAGUCGGGAGGAGAUUGAGAGUAAUGUGAAUGUAGGUGUUCAGGAUGCCGACGUUGGACUGGGAAGGGGAGACCAAGACAAGGUUACCGAGCUGAAGACUAACGAGAUCCCUCAAGGAAACACCGUUGAAGCGACAACUUACGCUGUGGACUUGAAAGACGAAGUGGAAUUCGUUCCAGUUAAGUACUAGACAGUGUUAAUUUGUAAAUAAAAUUUUAUAAGAAACUCCAAUUAUGUUUUUCUUUUAAAAUAAGUAAGUAUAGUGUUAUCUUAUUGUGGCUCUUUGUGUGUGCUGUGAUGUGGUCUGUUUGUACACUUUGAUAAGAAGAU
Molecule: messenger RNA, 998 nt
Organism: Spodoptera exigua (beet armyworm)
Lineage: Eukaryota; Metazoa; Arthropoda; Insecta; Lepidoptera; Noctuidae
Source: the annotation of a GenBank genome assembly